GGUGGAUCAUUAAAACAACCACCGUUGCCUUGUUCCUUCACCACAUAUCGCUUUUGUACAAUGGGAGGACAAAUUUGCAACACGAUGAGAUAAGCAAGAUUUUUGUAUCAGCACCCAAAUUAUGAGAGGUUCCUUGCAUUUGGCCCGGGGUAUAUCGCGACCCGGCGCGACCAGCCACGUUCUAUGGCCCCGCUCAUGUCUGGCCUCGAACCCUUCGAGUUCAGCCGCCGCGCCUCAUUACGAAACCGGCGGUAUUGAAGUUCAACCUUUCUUUGCAAGCCAGUUAUGGCACGGGGGUCCAGUAGUUGCGAGAAGUGGAUCGCGUCGUCAUUACAGCACCGAAAGGACUACCAGAAGCCCUGGAACCCUGCCUCCAUUCGCUUUUGCCUUUGACAUCGACGGCGUUCUACUUCAUGUAGCAAAGCCCAUACCAGGUGCAACCGAGUCACUCAAAUUACUACAGGAGAAGAAAAUCCCCUUCAUCCUGCUUACUAACGGCGGCGGCAAGCAUGAGGAGGACCGAGUCAUCGACCUGAGCUCCAAGCUCAACGUCGAGCUAUCUACGGAGAAUUUUGUGCAAUCCCACACGCCAUUCCAGGAACUUGCCCACGGCCCCAACGGGCUGAAAGACAAGAACAUCCUCGUCACGGGAUCCAACGCGGCCCAGUCGCGCGCCAUCGCUGAGCAGUACGGCUUCAAGAACGUCAUUACCCCGGCGGACAUCCUCAUGGCUCACCCUACCAUCUGGCCUUUCGAGCCCCUAAUGGAGGAGGUGUAUGCUAAGACGGCUCGUCCUCUGCCUACUUCGCAGCCCAAGAUCGACGCCAUUUUCGUUUUCAACGACCCGCGUGACUGGGCGCUGGACAUUCAGAUCAUCAGCGAUUUACUCAUGUCCCGAGACGGUGUCCUGGGGACUUAUUCCUCCAAAAACGGCAAACCGGACCUCCCAGAUUCGGGCUGGCAGGGAGACGGCCAGCCGCCUAUUUUCUUCUCAAACCCGGAUUUGUUUUGGAGUGCGAGUUAUCCCCAUCCGAGGUUCGGCCAGGGCGCCUUCCAAGCGGCCAUGUACGGCAUCUGGAGAGACAUCACCGGAGGUAAAGAGUUGAAGCGCACGGUAAUCGGCAAGCCAUACAGACAGACGUAUCAGUACGCCGAGCGUGUGCUAAACAACCAUCGCGCAAAACUGUUAGGGUCGGGAAUAGAAAAGCUGGGAGCCUUGAGUCGGGUCUACAUGGUGGGAGACAAUCCCGAGAGCGAUAUUCGCGGGGCUAACGACUUUGUCAGUCCCGAUGGGACGGACUGGACGUCGGUGCUCGUUAGGACGGGAGUGUGGAGCGCUGCGCGGGGUGAGCCGGCGCAUCCACCUAAGAUGAUUGUGGACGAUGUGGCUGCAGCUGUCAACUGGGCGUUGGAGCGAGAGGGUUGGAGGUAAAGCCAAUAGGUACCGGCGUUUACAGUGAAAUGGCUCCACAACUAUUGAUGUUGUUGUCGACCAGUAAGGCCGACGAAACCGGAACGUGUCAAUGCAUCAAAUUGCAAGCUAAAUGUCUACCAUGCGUUUUCAGCCGUCAAAUUUAUUGGCAAACUUCCGCCCGUUGACUUUACAAGGUAGCUUUCUGUUAGGGGCAUCAGGCGAAUGCAACGCCCGAGUGGUCGGGCCCUAGUAGGACAAGGAGGU
This is a messenger RNA of Pseudomassariella vexata, 1678 nucleotides long. RefSeq names its product HAD-like domain-containing protein. Gene Ontology annotation, cellular component: mitochondrion. The record is from RefSeq and is a predicted model, not a curated record. Gene Ontology annotation, biological process: glycerophospholipid biosynthetic process. Bases 122 to 1432 code for a protein of 436 amino acids. The transcript is spliced from 2 exons. Lineage: Eukaryota; Fungi; Ascomycota; Sordariomycetes; Amphisphaeriales; Pseudomassariaceae.